Messenger RNA from Heterotrigona itama, 1497 nucleotides. The record is from the annotation of a GenBank genome assembly. Lineage: Eukaryota; Metazoa; Arthropoda; Insecta; Hymenoptera; Apidae.
AUGGCUAACUAUGGACGAGUGUUCCUUGAAAACGAACGACUGAUUCAGCUGAUUCAGUUGCUCGUUCGAACGCAUAAAUACGAAUAAGUAAACGUGUGUGUGUGUGUUUUACAUUUCGCAGGUCUUGAUAGUGUUACUCUUGUCCGUAAUCCCCUGGCCAGGACCCAGCGUCUUUAAAAUAUCAUGCCCCCGCGAUCGAGCGUCCGUGGUGAGGAGGAUAGUGCAGAAGAGAUGGAUGCCAAUCCUGAAGAAGCAUCAAGUAGAGCUGCCGCUGGAGUGUCCGUUCCACGAAAGUCGAGACAUUUUUCGGCCCCAGCAAAGGGCGAAACAUCAGCACAGGCCGUCACAGUGGACUUGCGGCCUGUGCGGCAAGUCUUUCUAUGCAGAGAAACACUUGGAUGCUCAUUUCGAUAACAGACACAAGAGUAACGUUAACACGGCGGAGGACGCGGUGUGCCUCGCGGAUUACUGCGACAUCAUGAGGUGCGACGUGCUUGGUAACCGGGACUUCGAAAGCUCUCUGGUGGACGACGAGGCUGGCCACCACAGCACAGACAUACAAGUCUGGAAAGAAAGCACGGAGCAACGUUCCACUUCUGUGAUGCCUUGUCAGUCGCGAGGCAGCUUCUCGAGGACGUAUUCGGUAGAGAAAGCCUGCACUAUAGCCGGUGGCGGUGCUGUCACCAACAUUCAGCAAUACUGUCAUCGAGAGGACAGCGGCGCUUUAGAGAAUCAUCGUCUGCCAGGGACGGCGUAUCACGUGGAAAUCGUUGGCCCUGAUAACAAGAGCAACGCCUGCGACAAUGACGAGGAGGACGAGGACGAAGAAGACGACGAAGACGAUGAGGAGAACCUUGUGGAAGCGGCAUUGCCAGCCGUCGAUAAGAAGAGGCGUAAGGGGUUGCAUCUGAGGAAGCUGAAGGCCAACUGCAAGCCAGAGGAGCUGCAAAAGCUGAAGUUGCAGUGUGAAAGAUUGUAUUGCACGAGCGCCUCUUUCCAGGAGAAUUGAAUCGUGCGAUAUGUUGGUACCUCAGCUGCGACAGAUAUUGGGAAGACACGAAAAGGCAACAAAGGCACACACCCUGGUACCUGUUAACCAUAUUUCUGAUAGUUCUGUUCUCGUCGAUUUACGCGUGCUACUACAUUAUUUGGGUGCUGUUCAAUUCAGCAGAAGAAGACAGGCUAGACGGAACCGGAAGCUUAGAUUACACGGAUGGAGAGCUCACGGCUACGUCCUCGUUACACGAUCAGAGUGGUCCUGGCGAAGGUAGAUCCAGCGGAAGAAGAAAAGGUGAGCCAGGGGACGAUAAUUUGCCUUCGAACGAAGAAAUGCCCGACCAUUACAUAUAUGUAACCUAUCCGCCAGAGCUAAAGCAGCGAUUACUGGACAGGUAAAUAAGAUGAGAAAGGACGAGACUAUUUUAUGGAACAUUGAUAUCGAAAUCGUACAGUGAUCCUCCUGGUUGCAGCUGCUACAACAGAACCACCCGACUUUAA